Messenger RNA from Helianthus annuus (common sunflower), 615 nucleotides. RefSeq lists its product as uncharacterized. The coding region runs from base 1 to 615 and encodes 204 amino acids. The transcript has a single exon. The record is from RefSeq and is a predicted model, not a curated record. Lineage: Eukaryota; Viridiplantae; Streptophyta; Magnoliopsida; Asterales; Asteraceae.
AUGGGUGGUUGUUUGUCUUCAGGUAGCGAUUCUGUUUCUUCUUCUUCUUCUUCUUCCGCUCUCGUGAUAUCCUCCACGGGUGAUCUGCGACCGUAUUCCACUCCCGUUUUGGUUUCCAACGUCCUUCAAACGGAGGAUUCUUCUUCUUCUUCUUCUUCUUUUUUUGUUUGCAACUCAGACAACCUGUCUUAUGACGAGCAUAUUACGCCUCUUGAUGCCCAAGACGAGCUUGAUGCCGGUCAGAUUUAUUUUGUUUUACCCGUUUCUAAACUUCGCAACCCUCUUAGCGCUUCCGAAAUGGCCGCACUCGCUGUCAAGGCUAGCGUCGCCCUCAAUGGAAAAUCCAAUUCUAAAGCCUCAACAAGAUCUAAAUCUAAAGCUAAGACUAAGAGUAAGGUUUCUCCUUUUGUUGUGAUGGAAAGCAGUAAGAUCAAUGUAAUAGUUGACCAGGAAGCACAAAACAAAUGCGGUCCCAGUACUACUGUGGGAGUCUCUAGAUCUGGAUCCAUACGCAAAAUGCAAAGAUAUUCCUCAAGGAAAGCAAGAUUGGCUGUUCGAUCUUUUAAGCUCCGAUUGUCUACUAUUUACGAAGACCAAUCGCAUAAAUACCGUUAA